Toxotes jaculatrix (banded archerfish) is the source of this 6030-nucleotide messenger RNA. RefSeq names its product sperm associated antigen 5 (gene spag5). The record is from RefSeq and is a predicted model, not a curated record. Gene Ontology annotation, biological process: regulation of attachment of spindle microtubules to kinetochore; cell division. The transcript is spliced from 25 exons. The coding region runs from base 105 to 5015 and encodes 1636 amino acids. NCBI's taxonomy places the organism in Eukaryota, Metazoa, Chordata, Actinopteri, Toxotidae.
UGAAACGCGGUUGAUGGCCGUUCAGCGCAGAUUUGUUUUUCCAGUACACUUUUUCCAGUCGUUGGUUAAAGUUGCCUGUUAAACUUGGGAAGUUGGGCAGAAUAAUGUCCUCCAGAAAGUCAAAUUCUACCGCGGAAGGCGUGCCUUCCAGCAAAUAUGGAGAGCGUACCCCUCUGCGAAGUCUGGAGAAUGAAAUGCUGCGCCCGCCAACUUCAUCAUCUAGACUGAAAUCAAGUGCUGAUUCUGUGAAAAUGACAAAGGGUGAAGCUCCUCUCUGUGACCCAGAGUCUCACUUGCACUGUCUUCCUUCCACCAAAGUGACACAAACCUGUGCUCCCACGAGUAAUAUGACAACUGCUGAGACCACUUGUGGACUUGGAGAUGUAACGUUUAAAUCCUUUGUUUGUCCUGGUGGUGAGGUUGAGAUUUCAGGCUCUUCAGUGUGCGCAGAAGAGAGCAUUAGUUUGCCCAGUGAUCAGGCUACUUAUAACACUGAGACAGAAGAUACAGUCAUAUCUGACAAUAUGACAGUGCAGUCGUGCUGUGACCACAUGGAACACCCUUAUUACAAUCCUGAGAUGAUAAAUGGUUCCUUGGCUGAUACUGAUGCAGCAUUCCGCUUUGAAGUUCCAAAUGCUACGCUGGCCUCUGGGAACCUGGAUGACAAACAUGCCGCACAAGAUUCAGGAGUUGUUCAGAAUGAUGGCUGUGAAGAGAAUGAUGUCACCUGGAAAUCCCUUGUCUGUGAUGGAGGCGAGGUGGAAGUUGCAGAUGUCACCAGACAACAGGAUGAGACCAUUCCUCUGCCCCAGGCACAGCUUGGUGAAUCUUUACAGGACACCUGUGUAAAUUCAACUAAUUUCUCUGACUACAGCCAACUGUGUCAAGCAGAACAUGCUGAUCAUCCAUACUAUACCAGUGCAAAUGGCGUUCCUGUCAUUACCACCUUUUUUGAGACACUGAAUGAUUUUGAAAAGCCUGCUAAUGGACUGAGUGAUGUAACCUUCAAAUCAUUUAACUGCACUGGGGGUGAGAUAGAAAUUUCAGAUGGCACCAAACUUGUAAAUGAGACCAUUCCUCUACCAGUCGACUACUCUGUGACCAGCAAUGUGUCAUACAAUUGCAGCAUAAAUCCAAGCAUUUUAGCUGGUGACCCCGAGGCGCAAAACGGUAAUGAUCAUUUAGAUCACCCAUACUGUAACAGUGCAAAUUAUUUGUCACCUUCAUGUGACAAACUUUCCACUGCCCAGGAACCGUUGUCAUGCAGCACAGACACUAUGGAUGAAGUUAAACAGAUUAGCUUGGUGAUUCCUGAUAGCCAGACUGGCAGACCAAACUGCCAUGUGGAAAAUGAUGAAGUAGUUUUAGAUACUCACCCACCAGCUUUCGACUCAUCUUCAUUUUCUGAUAUGUUGUUAAAGGCUUCGGAUAAUGAAUCCAUUAACUGCCAAGGGAAAGAAACAUCAAAACACUCAAUGCAUCCUGAAGACAGUGCAUUGCCUUCAGUGCUUCACAAGACCGAGUCUUCUGACUGCAGCAAACUUGUGGUUUCAGCAGAGGGUCCCACACCUGUGGAAGUCCAGCAGCAUCUGGAACAUGUCUCUCAAGUACAGUCAAGAAGUGGACCUCCUGAAUCUAGUGAGGCAAAAGACAGUGCCCUUGGUUCAUUGGGAAAUGGACCUGUUCUUUUUAACUCUGCAGAGAGCCUCCCUGAUGUUUUGAAAGCUCUGUCGGAGUGUCCCUCUGUAGCAUCAGCUUUACAAUUUGGAAUCCUCAGUCCUGUUGUUAGGAGAGCUUCUCAGUCUAUAUUGAAAGCUCAUAAUGAUCCUGCUUUUGACCCUUUUUUAGCUGACGAUUCUGCUCUUGAGGGUGAAAAGAGCUUGCUGGCUCCUGUUAACGCUGACCCUGCUGGGUUAUGGGCAGAGCACUUGGAGAGCCCCAUGCCACGACCUCUGUUCAACUCUACAGCACUGGGUUACAAACCCCGGUCAGGCCCAGCCACUGAGCUGGAUGAGGGUGUAGGUGUGAAGCCCUGUGCCGUGCCGCAGUCUGAGGUAGAAAAGCCGGGUCUGGAUUUUGCAUUGAUUCCAGAUGGUCCCCUUCAGCAGCAGCUCCGGCAGAUGGCAGAGUUCCUCAUCUUGGCAUCUGGAAAAAUGGGUCCUGCUGCUGUCUCCGCUUCUGCUCCACCUCCUGCUGCCAUCACAGUCCCAUCAGCAAGCGCUACUCCUGUAGAAUCCCACAGUGUUUGUGUGGGCACCACUGCUGUGGAACUGGUAGACCGCAGCCUCAACACAUCUGGCCAGUUUGAGAGAAAGAGGGAUUUCUCUGUGGUUGAUUCCUGCACUCUUACUGACCCUCUCCUGUGGAAUGUACCUCCAGGCAGCUUAGAGUGCCUCUCCAGAGAAGAGCUGGAGCAGAGGUUGAGGUCUAGCAUGAUCAUGGUGGAGGCCCUUGUGCAGCAGUUGGCUGCAGCCAGAGCACAUGGAUGUCCUUCAGCAGGCCCUGCACCUUCAGAGCUCAGGGAGAAAUUAGUGCAGACAGACCACACUGAACUCAGUCAGACCACAAUGUACCGAGACCUUUAUAUGGAGGCACUUGGCAGGAUCAGUGCGUUGGAACUGGAUGGAAGUUCUCUACAGAACCUCAUUCAGUGUAUGCAGGACAUGAGGGUCAACAUGACUUCUUUGAGUAGUGACACAGAUGCUGCUCUCUCUAACAUGAAAGAAAUAGGAGACAUUGUCAGAGAGGACCAUCAAAGCCUUGUUUCACACUAUGGUCAGAUGAAGUCUCUGUGUGAGAAAACAAAGGAGACACAAACACGAAUGAUGCAGAAGGUCAAAGAUGCUCUUCACCAAAGAAAUGACAUGAGGACACAGAUGGAGGAGGCUGUCACAGCCAAGGAGGCGGCCUUCAGUGUGGUGGAACAGCUACGGACACACUGUGGUACAGAGAUUUCAGGGCUAGAGAAGAGUUUGGGGUCUCAGCAAGAACUCCUGGCUGCCCUAAACCAGGCCUACCCAGAACAGGUUGCAUUAAACCAGGCCUACACUGAAACACUGAACUCUGCUUCUAAUCUUUUGUCGGAAACCAUGGAGGAGCAGUCCAGUUUGAUGAAAGAACUCUGCACAGUCAGAGGCUUUCUGCAGAAAACUGCUCCCAUGCUUCUGAAGCUGAAUGAGAAGGCAGCGGCUGCUUUGAAAGAGAGAGACGAGCAUAUUUCUGCAAGAGACCAAGCUGUUGAAGAGAGAGAGCAGAUCGAAGAAGAAUUGAACCAAGCUAAUUUGAAUCUUCAAACUGCCAGCGAACAGAUUGGUGAUUUAAAUCUGCAAGUGACAAUUCUUACCUCAGAGAUGGGUGUGCUGCGACAGAAGCUAACAGAAAGAGAGGAAGAGAGGGGCCAGCUAGAGAGGAAGGCGACAGAGUUGUCUGCUACAGUUUCCUCCACACUGGCUUCCUACACCUUCUUGGAGCAGGCCCUUGCUGCUGAGACGACAAAAUUGCAGCAGUCAUGGAAGGACAUCCAGCAAGCCAAGGACAGAGCAAAUGAGUUGGAGACGUCACUGGGCCUGUCGGAGCAGCAUGUGUGUGAGUUGAGUCAGGCUCUGGCUCAAACUGAGGAGCAGCUCGGUCAACUGCAGACCCUCUCACAGUCUCAGAAAAUGCAGAUCCAGCAGCUCCAGGAUGCUUGCACACAACUCAGUGGCGUGCGGGAAAUGAACGAGUUCUUACAGAUGGAGAAUGAGUUGGCGAGGGAGCAGGUGGCUGAAAGCGAGCGUUUGCUGAGGGCCAACCUGCAGGGGCUCCGGGAGAGGAACAUCCAGUGUGAGGACCUAAAAGGAGAACUUAGUCAGCUUCAGCUUGAGAACAGAAGUUUGCUGGAGCAGCUGGAAACCACAAAGUCCAGAGCCAGUGCAGCCCAGCUGGAGCUCGGAGAGAAGCUGGCUCAGGCAGCCACUGAAAUCACUUUGCUGCAUCACACACUGCGAGGCUUGACCAACGAGCUUCAUGCAACUCUCUGUGACCAGAAAUCAGAACCACUGAAGGAUAAAGAGUCUCAACCAGCCCACAGUUUGGAUCGUCGUCACCCCUCCAGCUCAUUUGUCGACAGUAUCAUCGUUGCAUUAACUGCUGAAAAGGAGGAAGACAUCAACACAGAGACACCUCCUGUACCAGUCCCCUCAGACAUGCCUGAGCCACAGUGUGAAACUUUGUUCAGUGAGAAAAGCGCCUUCACCCGCAUAGCAGCAGCUGUCACCCCUAAAAAGAAUUCAAAUUCAGAAGAGUUUGAACCAGAAGAGGACGAUCAGAGCAGUGUGGCAGAGCUGCUGGCUGACCUGGGCAGCACCGUCACAGAGCUCGUCAGCACCCUGAAGCUGGUGCAGCAACACAAAGACGCUCAGCUGCAGGAGCUGCACAACACCAUCUAUGACCUGCAGGAGGAGCAGCAGGCUGCAAACAGCAAACACGAAGCUGAAGUGUUUGAGCUUCAGCAUCAACUUAGCCGUCUAAACAGCCUGGUUGAGAGGGGCAAUCAGGCAUUGCAGCAGAAAGCCCAGGAUGAGAAAACUGUGGCCACGCUGUCAGCAGAAUUACAAGAUGCCCAGGAAAUUUUAAAUAAACACAAGACUGACAACAACGAAUUGCGAAAGGAGGUGGUUGAGCUUCGUCGCUCUCUCCAGCAGUUAAAAGUUGAGUCACAAUUCCUGCGUGAGGAGUUGAGAAAAGCCGGUGGCCAGUCAGCUAACCCAGCACAUUUCAUGGAAGAGAAGAUCCAGUUAUUGAAAGAGGUGGAGAGACUGAAGUUGAGUCUUCGGGAGGUGGAGCAGGCCAGAGUAAAACUCCUUGAAAGAGCAAAGAGACAUCAAAUAAUCCAUCAGAGCAACCAGCAGAAAAGUGAGAAUGAACUUCAAAUGUUAAGCAACAUGAUCAAUAAAGUCAGAGAGACCCUGUUGUCUUUGCCAGAAGUUGUGAAGAAUUGUGAACAACUGCAACAGCUUGUUGAAUACAUUGGCUGACAUGCUUUUGUUAUUGUCACCUGUGUUCGUUGUAUUUAUGUCUGUGUCAUGUUUUAGUUUGUCCUGGCUGUAAGUGUAAAAGUAAAAAGUAAAAGUUCAUAGUUUUGUUAUGAUUAAAAGAAUUUUUUUUAAUCUUAUAAUUUGUCUUUGUUCCUUAUACUUGAGCUCAUUUUUGCAUUUGAAGAGCAAAGAUGAUGAUUCUAUUGAAAAUGUUUGUGGCUACUUUUGUGUGUUUGUGUGCAAACGUGUUACAUUCAUGUUAAUAUUUGCAGCAGCACACAUUGCCACUGUUAUAUUUGAAUACAUCCUGCUGAAUAACUACGUGUGUUGCACCAUGUGUUCGCAGUCAACCUUCUCCACCAGGCGAUAGUCAUUACAAAUAUAACGUGAGUGAUUUUUUUUUUUUCUAAUGGAUUUGAUGACUUUCAUAUCUUGGUCUAGUACUUCUUUCUAUCUAUCAGCUGAUGGUUUGUGAAAAAAGGUAUUAAUGAAAAGUAUUAAUGAUACUUAAAUCACACACCCCUUUAACUUUCAGUCAUGACAAACAGUAAAGAGUUUUUAGUACAGAAAGUGCGCCCUGUUCACCUGAUUUAUUAAAAAAAAAUUUAAUCUUCGAAAAUAUAAUAAUCUUCCUCUGAGGUUUCUUCUUACGGCACAGUUUAGCAUUUGGUAAAAGUUGGGAGAAUCAUACAGUGUAAAUUAAUGUAGAUACCUUGUGAAUGUGUUUGAAUAGGAAUUGCAAAAAGCAGAUUUAUUUUUUUUCACUUUUCUCAAUCUUUAGCACAAUAUAACUUUACAUGUUAACCAUCUGCUUGUGUGUACUGUUAACACAAAUGAGAUCUGCCACCGUAGGCUACACCUGAGCUUAUUUAAAUCUCCGUGCUCCUUGCUUUAGAUAUUGAUAAUCUAAUUUUAUAAUAAGUGCAGCGUCCGAAAAGAUCACCCAUCACCUUCAGCAUUAUUUUUUCUAUGACCUCUGUCCAAAAAAAAAAAAAAAAAAAAAUCGUCAUAUCUG